Molecule: messenger RNA, 2891 nt
Organism: Thrips palmi
Lineage: Eukaryota; Metazoa; Arthropoda; Insecta; Thysanoptera; Thripidae
Exons: 7
Coding region: 102-2402 (766 amino acids)
Source: RefSeq, a predicted model, not a curated record
UUGGCAACAGUUCUGUCGUUCGGGAGGUUAGAGCGGGGACAACUUAAAUUUUCAUCUCUUAACCUCUGCGUUGUUGAUGUUGACAGUUUCAAAAGAUCAUAAUGAAAGUCGCAAGAAUUCAAAAUUCCCUCAAGGAUCUGAACAAGGACAUAGGGAAUUGUGAACUGCAACUCAAAGCUCUCAAAGGGAAAGAUGGUCUGUCGGGAGCAGGUCGCUCGCAGAGCGUUGCCAAGAACCCAAACAUCAAGUCAGGCAACCGGCUACCGAGCGCUCCCAAUCUCUCCAGAAGUUGCAUGGGUGGGACUAAGCAAUUCAUUGAAACCGAGCGAACCAGGAAGUCUCGUUCUCCCAACAAAGGCUGGAGCAAUGAGGAAAGAAACGUUUUGUGCAAAGAAGUUAUCGGGCGUAGAAAUUCACCAACAAGGGUAGAGGUAGUUGUUCGUACAAAAUCUUCUAAAAAACGGUCUAGAAGUGUUCAACCCAGUAGAAUUGAUCAUGAGACUCCAACAAGAGAACAAGCUGGCAGAAACCGAAGUCUUGCCCUCAACCAACCAAGUACUGAGAGGAAAAAUGCGUCUUGGGGUCACAUCUUUCAGCAGCAAAGCUCAUCUACGGGGAACAUUAAUUGGAAAGAACGAGGCAAAGUGUCUGCUGCUCUUCGCUACCCCAGCUCAGAUGACGAUGAUCAUUCCUCUGCCGAACUUCAGAAAUGGGUUCAAAGCAUUCCACAUGGAAGAUCAAAGACUGUUCUCAAGUCCCCUCAUCUUGCCAACGGUAAUGUGAAGACAUCAGAUGCUGAUGGAAGCGACAACUACUUCUCUAUUUUCAAUCCUCACCGUACCCUAAACUUUCUUGUUAAAGAAUUGCGAGGGAAAAUCCACAAAGACUAUGAUGAAAAUAUGCUCAGAAUCAUAGACGAUAUGGAGAAAGCUUUGUGCUGUUUGCCACUUGAUGCCUGUCACAGUACACCAUCAGGCCAGACAUCAUCUAAACAGACUGCACUACAGCCCAAUGCUCGAUGCAGUUCAUCAAAACCUAGAUAUAGUAUGGAUCAUAUUAGUGACCACAGUGAGAGUUUGAGCAAAGAUAGAACCAAGAUACUUCAUCCAGAACAAGAUAAUGUGCUUCAGGAAAAUUCUCCCAAUUUAGUUGGUAGACUCUUAUCCACAGUAUCACGUAUAACCAAGAUUGCAGGAAUGCCAGAGAAAACAGAAGAAAUUAAUUGUGAACAGAAAGGCAGACAACCAAAACCAAAGUCAUCAACUCAAAAUUUGGCGGCUGAAAGCCUCCAAGCCCAACUAGAAAGUGGAUGCAAGCAACUAGAGGAGACCUGUCGUCAAAUGGAAGAAACAUGUGAAACACUUAGACAACAAAAAAAUCAGCUUAUGGAUGAUUUGAAUCACAAGACUCAGCAGUUAGAAACAGUCAUCAACAAAAAUCAGCAACUGACUAUUUAUGCAGCUGACAUCCGACAAGAGAUGCUGAGAGUUCAGCAAGCAGCUGAAAUGGCACAGCAAGAACAUAUUAAAACAAAGCAAAAAUUGCUUGCUCAGAUCAAUGAAAUGAAAGAAUCAAAUUUUCGUAUGAACCAGCGAUUGGAGGAGACACUUCAAGAAAACGAACGCUCAAACACAGAGCUACAAUUGUGCCGUUUAGAAAGAGACAAGAUGCUCAUACUUAUGUCCAAUAAAGACUUGGAAGUUGCCAAACUUAAAAAGGAAAUUGUAGAUGUCAACACUCUUGUUACAGAACAGUUAGCAAAUAUACGGAAUCUCACUGGGAGGAAGGGUUCUUCAGAUGAUCUUGGUAAAAUGAUGCAAGCUGUUAGCAGGCUGUAUGAUACAGUUGACGGUGCAAAUGGAGCACUAAAGCAGCAGUGUGAACAAGAGGCAUUUAAGAAACACAUUGGUGAUGGGGAGGGCAGUAGGAGUCGUCCUAUCUGCUCUUCUCCCACGUCUAGCGUAAACUCAUCCUUAUACAGCUCCUGGCAGAUGAUGAGUGACAUAACAACUGACCAUAAUCACCCUGAGGAAAAGGUGAAAUCUGGAGAAAGAAUGGUCAAUUUUCCUAUAGAAACUGUAUCACUGAAAGGGAAAGACUCUGGGUUUAACACUGCAACUCCAGUUUACAACCAAGAAACAACAUCCAAGGCCAGUGAAACUGACAGUACAACCAAGAAAGAGAACAGCGCUAAAGAACUAAAGGCUGGUCUGCAAGAUAUGUUUCAUUUGAUGAAGAAGCAAACAUCCGAAGCAAUAAACAUAACCCUCCCGAGCCCGCCGAAGGGUUUUGAUAAAGUACCGGAAACUCUUGGAUUAUCCCAGUGGACUGAGUUGUCUGCAUCCGAAUCAACAGUUCUAUUUCAUUCUAGCGACGAUUCAGAUUCAAUCCAGUUCUCAUAGUGAAAUUUAAUGGACUAAGGUAGUUUGUUAAUUCAUUUGAUUGUUAUUAGAAGUUGUUUUGUUUUAUGUACCUUUUUUUUAAUAAUAUUUUUUUGUGAAGAUGAAGAAAAAUCACCCUAGCAAAGUAGCAUGAAAGCCUUUCCUUUAUCUUUUGUAAUGAAAUUUUGUUUGAAUAUGUUUCUAUUUUUACACAUAUGUCCAGAAGGUGUCAUCAAAUUAUCUGUCUCUCAAAAUUAUUUUAUACCAUGGGAUGUACUUUUUUGCAUCUGAGCCUGAUUGUAUCACCUAAUGAUAAGCAGUAUUUGUGACUGUUAGUAAUGGGGAAUUUUUAAAUUUUAUUCAUUAUUGCAGAAUGCACGUUUUUAUGUUGAAAGGCUGACUUUUGUACCAUGUAUCUUGAGCAAUAUAUGAUCUUUGUAAUAUUCUGUGUGUUAAAAGUUUAAAAUUAUUGUGCCAAAUACAAAUGUAAUUUCUAAAAUUUCUACCUGA